This is a messenger RNA of Cyprinodon tularosa, 1404 nucleotides long. Its product is annotated as alpha-synuclein-like. Gene Ontology annotation, cellular component: axon terminus; cytoplasm; neuronal cell body. Gene Ontology annotation, molecular function: cuprous ion binding. Bases 421 to 804 code for a protein of 127 amino acids. The record is from RefSeq and is a predicted model, not a curated record. Gene Ontology annotation, biological process: synaptic vesicle endocytosis; chemical synaptic transmission; synapse organization. Lineage: Eukaryota; Metazoa; Chordata; Actinopteri; Cyprinodontiformes; Cyprinodontidae. The transcript is spliced from 6 exons.
GAGCUCUGUUGUUUUUAGUAAUUACACUGCCACCAGCCUAAUUGGUAGUUGAGCCACAGAUGACAUUAAAAGGGUUGUUUCUGCUCCCACUCACCGUGGACAACCCACGUAUAGAAACAGCUACGUAAUCCAUGUGUUGUGCAUGUUAUGUGUGUGUGUGUAUGAGAGAGAGAGAGGCUGAUCAAUCGCGCUUUCUCCAUCUCUCCGUGGCGUGGGAGGCGUCUGUCAAACGGACCUGUGGAGAGUCUUCUCUGUCCGUCCGAGCAGCUGAAGUUUGCUGACAGUAAAAUCGGUUUUAUUUUACUCUUUGGGGGGAUAGACACUCCGCUGCCAUCCGGAGAGACCCAUCACACCGCGGGCUUAAAGGAAGUUGAAGCAAACAGCUGGGUGCGUGUUUUCUGGGAGCCGAACCGAGCCGCCAUGGACGCGCUGAUGAAGGGUUUCUCUAAAGCCAAGGAUGGGGUCGUGGCAGCUGCAGAGAAAACCAAGCAGGGAGUGACUGGAGCGGCUGAGAUGACUAAGGAUGGGGUUAUGUAUGUCGGAAAUAAAACAAAGGAUGGGGUCUCCUCAGUUGCUGGAAAAACUGUGUCUGGAGUGUCUCAUAUGGGUGGAGCUGUGGUUACCGGGGUUACGGCUGUGGCCCAGAAAACUGUGGAAGGAGCGGGCAACAUCGCUGCUGCCACUGGAUUGGUCAAGAAGGAUCCAGCCAAACAAGGUGGGGAUGUCACAGCGGUACCCGAUGCAGUGGAGUCACCAAUCGAUACUGACUUCACUGAACCUACAGAGGAGGACUCGGACGACUAAGUGGCUUGAUGGUUUCACAGUCAAAGGAAAACGAUCCAAACAUUCCGUGUCGCUCUGCCAAGUCCCGUCAUGCCUCGCCUCCGGUCCGUCACGGAGUCUGUGCUCAACGUCUGUGGGUUUCUGUGUGUGCUGUUCUGCCUUUGCAGUAAAUGUCUUGUAAAGUGCCGGAGAACUGUUGUGUGAGUGUGCUGUGCGUCCCGGCGGCGCCUCAGGUGUGUGUGUUCUCUGUGACCAGCUGUCAUUUACAGUGACUCCCUCCCACUGAGAAGGUCACCUGAUCACAGAGGGUCCGUCUAUCCCGUGUCAGCUGUUUGGCUGCGUCAGUAACACAAACAUUGAAGUAUACCACAAUCUACAAACACCUAAGUGUCUCGAUAUAUAAAUGAACAAUUUACACGGAUCUGUUUGAAAAUGGAUGCAUAAUAAUAGUCUCUAUUUUGUUGUGCAUUUUUGUCACUGUUUUCUGCAAUGGACUAUAAAGUGCUGGGCUGUUUGUGCAUUCUCGUUGUAUUUUAUAGCAUGUAAAGUAAUAUUCAGCCUCACCAAUGUGUAAUGAUUUAUUUGGAUUCUAAUAUUGAAUAAAAUAUGUAAAAAAUGGGA